AGUAGACAAUGUUUGAACUCUCUUCUUCAAGAACUUCGUGCCAUCAUCCAAAACUUGCCUCGCAGUGACGACGAAUGUGGGAAGAUUGACGACGGAGAUGAGGGCAUUCGACCUUAGAAACAAGAGUUGAGUGCUGAAGCGGGUGCAGGGGUUUAGGGUUUUUUCGACUCUCGGGCAUGACGCCAAAUUGGCAGAGUUUUCCCUGUGGCGGACAUACGAAAACAUUGGCGGUAGAGGUCGAAACUGAAGCAAAAUGUUAAUUGUCACCCGGUUGGUUUCGAGGACGCCGUGCUUUGCAGGCUCGAAUAUGAACGGAGUAAAGAGGAACAUAAUUGUGGGGAACGAGCACAGGGCAACAGCGUAGGGUUCAAAUUUCGUGACUCAAGGAAGAAAGAACAAGUCCACGUUGGCUAUGGAGGAUAAUAUAUGUGUUCUCCUAUCUCUUAAUCGCUCCGAUCAAGUUCGAGAAAUCAUGCACAGGCGAGGUGGGCAUUGGGGCAAGGUGGCAGUGAUAGUUUUCGUUAGUUCUGAAGAUAUGACGCAUGGAAGCUGGACUUGAAUUACUUUUAGAGGUUUGGACCUUGGUUGAUUCGGCAGUGUGGGAUCUUUCAGGAAAUGAUUGACGUUUAUGGUCUGGGAAGCUGGCAAUGAACUGACAGGCAGGCAGAUCAAUUCAGGUAGAGAUGUCAGGGGAGGACGAUGAUGAUGAAAUAUGGAAUUCUGAUAAUUUUAUUGCUACGAUCGAAGUAUUUCUUCAAAAGGCUGAGCAGGAGAGUGCUGUCAAGCAUGGAACUCAGUCUGUGGUUCCUUCUGCUUCCUCUAGUAUCCCUGCAACGUCAGUUUCCACUUACAGUAAUGGGCCCUUCUCCAAGUUUGGCCCGAGCUCAGCAGACUCAAAGUUACCGUAUGGAUCGUCUGUAUUUCGUGGGGGGGUUUCAGGACGAAUGGGGGAUUUUCCGGCAAUUGGCCCUGAACACAGGGUAGACGAAAGUGCGGGUCGCCCACUCAUGCUUCAACCAUUAAAUUACCGUAACCCUUGGGCAUCUUCAGAUGUCAAAGCUGUCCAUACCAGUCAGCAAUCCAAGGGAUUGGUUGAAAUUCAUACUGAUAAUCUUCAGUUAGCUAUGGUAGAGAAUGAAAGCCAAGCACUCAUGGACAUGUUGGUUGAGAAGGAUGGAGCUAUAUCCUUACUUCGCACUCGUCUCAGAGAGGCAGAACAACAAGUUGACGAACUGAGGAGGAAGGGCACCUCACAUACUGCUCUUCAGCCAGCUAUAUCCCAACAGCGGGAGCUGGAGCGUCUAUCUUCUCAACUUUUGUUUAAGGUACCCCUGUAGUCUAAACCCUUUGCUUUAAAUUUGGUGGACUCCAUGAAACUUUGUUCUUUUGCAGUUUUAAUGUACAGAAAACAAAAAGUUUUUCCUUUCGACUUUUCUUGCUCUUUAUCGGGUGAUGGCUAUUGUUGCCGCUGGAACCCUGUUCAGGAGCACGAGAUGAGCGAACUUCAGAGGCUGCGCCUUGAGGAGGAAAAAAAACUUAAAGACGCCCUAGGAGAAGCUACUGUUUUAAGACGAGAGCUUGAGCAUUUGAAGCAAUCGAGACUAACAGGUACGGAUGGACCGAAGCGGUCUCGAGAUGAAGGAUCAAGUCCACUUGACCUCAAUGUUGAAAGACAUGCCACUAUUACAUCUCGACCCCAUGGAAGCGUUGAGAAGAAUAUUCGACCUUCGGAGCAACAACUUGACCCUUGGACGUCUCCUUGGGUGCCAGAGAGGACCGUCAAUAUCGCUCAGCGAAAGGCAUCUCACGGAGGGCAUGAAAAGAAUGUGGCGGGGUUGAGUAAUAGGCAUCCUGUUGGAGAUUUAUCACCUGCCGUUGCAACCCUGAAGAGGAGGACAGCAGAGAAUGGUUGUGUAUCCUCCAGCAAGAGUGAGACUAAUGAUUGUAAAGAGCCUAAGGCAAUUGAAGCCCCAGGACAAUCGAGAGAACCAGAAGCGGCCUUGAGCGAGCUUUCUUACUCUUUGCAGCAAAUCUGGGGUUUCAAAGGUGCUAAGAACGAUGGGAAGGAUCUUGUUGGAAAGAUAUAUGCAGCUUGUGCUCAUGAUCUGUACACAUUGCUAUCUAAUGGAGAUGAUAACAAAGCAGUGGAUUGCAAAAGUAGUGAUAGAAGAAAGUCCGAAAGUUUGACUCUCUCCGAGAAGUUUUACAGCGCGGUUGCCAAGGUCACCAGCGGUGCAGCACAUCCUGAGAUUAUUCUUGGCCCACUCCUAGAAUUUUGCAAUUUGGACAAUGCAAAGCUUCUCGGUAGUGCUCUAAGGGUACUUCAUUGUAUUCUUCAACACGAUGUCACUUGCAGGAAAAGACUUAUGUGGAGGAGGAAGCGAAGUCAUGAUGCUGGAAGUCCACUACUACCUGAUUCUCACUUGGAAGGAAAGGACAGUGGCGAGGAAGCGAAGUGUGGGUUUAGAGUGGUUUCAAAAACGCUGGCAAAUGGUGAAUCCAAACAGUUGCCAGUGUUUUUUUCACCCAGGAUUAUUCUUCAGACUAAAGAACCCGAAGUGUCAGGGUCAGGCAAGGGAAAUGCUUUAGACAAACUGAAGAGACAUGCAGGAACUGAUUUUCCACUCGAGAAGGACCGGAAGCAACUACAGGAGCUUCAAACUGGACAAGAAGAUAGGGAAGAACAAGGUUUUGUAGAAGGCGUAGCUGCUACAAAGGAUCCGUCAGCUAAAGUUGCUGGAGACCCUUGCUCACACAACCAGUCAACAGCACUCCAAGAACUUGAGCAUGGUCUUGGUGGAGUUCGAGGCACAAAGUCUAUAAAUGAAGAGCUCGACCCAUUUCUGAAGUGGAUGCUUCAUUUGGCGCUGGCAUCCACGAGCGCCGUCGUUAGGAUGGAGGCUGUUGCAAUUAUCGGGGUGCUUGUUGUUCAUAGUGAACCCCUUGUUGGAAGAUUAUUGUAUGGACCCCUUCUAAGUCAUGAGGGGCUAGAGUUACUCCUGAAGGAAUCUGCCGGGGUAGAGAUUCAACUUCAGGCUGUAAGAAUUGUACAUCAUCUUUUACAUUGCCCCGCUCUUUACAGAAAGUUUUGUUACGGGACUACGGAGGAACAAUCAAACUCAAAGCCUGAGAAUUACAUAGAUCCAAAAAUGGUCAUGGAGGAAUCUACCGUCGUCGAGGGCAACAACCUUGGGAAUAGUUCUGAUCACAAAGUAGAUGCCCAUGUCGCGGGAAAAGGGUUGAUUCCCAGGCCUUCUGCCGGUCUUAUGAAGAGGAAGUUGCUGGCGGGGUUGGCAGAUUGUUUAAAGUUUACAGGCAUUAGUCCUCAGGGUUAUGCGCUUCGACGAAAUGUGAUGAGACUGAUCACAUUCAUUGCUUCUUGCGGCGAUGCUGGUGUUGCGUUUUUGACGCAGCCCGUAGCAUCUCGGAAGACUGGUGCCGAUGAACCCUCGAGAACUUGUAGAGAUGAUCAGAAAACCGACGGAAUGGCUCUUGGCGACAGUGCAAGUGGCCAGCAUAUUGCUGGAGAUGUCUCUGGGCUCAAAGGGCUCGACCCUCGUGGUCGGAUGAAUUCAGGUACUGAUGAUGUGGAAGCAGGACUCGCGGAAAAUCGUGAAGAUUUGGAAACAGUGAUCAACUUUCCCGAAAAGCUAGUGACGCUUCUUGGAGCAGAAUUAGAAAUUCGAGACGAAGAAGAGACUGAUGCGAGCUUAGUUGAAGAGAGAGCUUGUCUUAUUCGAGAAGUGGCAACAUUACUGAGCUGUCUUGCUUCCCACCCUGUCCAGUCUGGAGUAGUUUUAGGUUUUCUGACUAGUAGCCAAAAAAUUGCAAGGUUGACGCUGAGUGUGGUUAAUGAUAUAGUCAACCGAAAACCAUUUCGAGCCUCUGCAACUGGUCAAAAGUAUGCAAGUCUUUCAAAUUCCGACACCUCGGAGUUAUGUAAAAGUCUAAGACGAAGAGUUUUGAGAGCUAUGGCGGAAUCUUCAGAGCCCCAUUGAUAAUUAUUGAAAGAAUUUAGUCAC
Molecule: messenger RNA, 4022 nt
Organism: Marchantia polymorpha subsp. ruderalis
Lineage: Eukaryota; Viridiplantae; Streptophyta; Marchantiopsida; Marchantiales; Marchantiaceae
Source: the annotation of a GenBank genome assembly